Messenger RNA from Eimeria tenella, 3243 nucleotides. RefSeq names its product sulfate transporter, putative. The record is from RefSeq and is a predicted model, not a curated record. Gene Ontology annotation, cellular component: membrane. Gene Ontology annotation, molecular function: sulfate transmembrane transporter activity. The coding region runs from base 1 to 3243 and encodes 1080 amino acids. Lineage: Eukaryota; Apicomplexa; Conoidasida; Eucoccidiorida; Eimeriidae. Gene Ontology annotation, biological process: transmembrane transport. The transcript is spliced from 13 exons.
AUGACAGACGGGGGGAGCGCAGCAGCAGCAGCAGCUGCUGCUGCUGCGCUGCAGCAGCAGCAGCAGCAGCAGCAAGGCAAGGAGACGCAGCCCCGCAGCAGCUUUGCGUGGCUGCGCCGCCUGUGGCUGCUGCCGAACAGGAAGCUGCAGCAGCGGGAAAUGCCUACGAGCGAGUUGCAGCUGCAGCUGCAGCAGCAGCAGCCGCAUGCAGCAGCAGCAGCAGCAGCAGACUCGAAGCAGCAAAAGGGCGGCAAAGACUCUGAAAGCGUCACUAUUUCAGUAGAAUGCCACCUCGGGGAAACCCCCAAAGGCAGCAGUCUGGCCGGGCCUCUCCAGCGCAAGACUCUGACGGAAGACGACAUCCACCGAGACUUUUCAACUCCAUCUGAACGCGAAAACCCGCUGCAGCGGCUGUGCAAAAGGUCCCGCAGCUGCUCCCCAGUGAAGUGUCUUCUUUCCUUUUUCCCUUUGCAAGAAGUCUUGAGGACUUACAAAUGGGAAUACCUUUUGCCAGACAUCUUCGCCGGCAUUUCCGAAGGGGUGAUGGCGAUUCCGCAGGGGAUGUCCUACGCGCUGCUGGCGCGGCUGCCUGCUGAGUUUGGACUUUACGCGAAUUUGAUUUAUCCUUUAAUUUAUUUGCUGUUUGGAACUUCUCGCCAUGCUGCAGUUGGGGUUUCUGCAAUAGAAGAUUUGCUGCUGGGCGAGGCGGUGACGCGGGUGAUUGGCGAGCGCGAGCGGCUGCAGGAGGUGGCGCGGCUGCGGCUGCUGGCAGCAGACGCUGCUGCUGCUGCUGCUGCUGCUGCGCCUGCAGCAGCAGCAGCAGCGGGGGGGGAGGCGCGCCCCGCGGCGGCGCUGCUGCAGGCGGCGGAGCUCAACGAGCUGCUGCUGCAGCAGAGCCGCGUGCAGGUGGCAGCAGGCCUUGCUGCUUGCCUGGGGCUGCUGUUCCUGCUGCUGCGGCUGCUGCAUGCAGGACUUUUGGCAGAUCUUUUGGCUUUUCCAGUUCUUUCUGGAUUUUCAACAGCAAGUGCUUUUCUCAUUGGCAGCAGCCAGCUGCAACACGCCCUCGGCAUUCGCUUUCCCCCCGAACUCGAAGACGCAGACUUCAAACUCCUCAGACAGUGGUGGUACUGCAUCAGCCACAUCGCCGAAGCCAAUUGGGUCUCUGUCGGCAUUUGCGUCUCCGCGAUUUUCGUUCUCGCCAUUUGCAAAUUCCUUAAUCGAAAGUACUUCCGACGGAUUCCGCUGCCGGGCCCGCUUUUGGUGGUAAUCAUUUUUACUUUUUUGUCUUUUGUUUUGGACUUGACGAACUCCGCGGGAGUCCGAGUCGUGGGGAAUAUUCCCAAGGGGUUUCCGAAGCCCGCGGCGCCCACGUUCUCCAUUUCCUACGCCACCAUCACGGACGGGGGGGAAACUGUAGUGCAGCAGCGAAAUGUCUGCGUGGCGAUGCUGCGGGAAGCUUUGGCUUUGACGGCGAUGUUUUUUGUAAUUCAUAUUUCAAUUGCAAAGACUAUUGCGCAGCAAAAAAGGACGUACAGCAUCCGCCCCGACCAGGAGCUGGUGGCUCUGAGCAUGUGCAACUUGGUGGGCUGCUGCUUCCAGUGCUUCCCGAACGCAACUUCGCUCUCCCGCAGCUGCGUGGUAGCAGCAGCAGGAGGGUUUACGCAGCUGCACCAAAUUUCGAACUCUUUGGUUUUGGUUUUCACGCUUUCCUUCAUGACCCAUUUGCUGCACCAACUCCCCACUGCUGUUCUUGCUGCUGUCGUUCUCUUCGGCGUCUACGGAAUGCUGGACUUCAGAGAGUUCCUCACGCUCGCCAAAAUCGUAACAGCUUCUCAAAUACCUGCUGCUGCAGCAGCAAAACGCCUGCAGCAGCAGCAGCAGCAAAUGCGUCGCUGCUGCAGCAAAUGCUUUGCUGCAGGUGGGCUGGACGUGCUGCUGUGGGUGGUUUGCUUCUGCAUAACAAUUAUAUUUGGGGCCAUGGAGGGCAUUUUGGCUUCCAUUCUUUUAUCUCUUUUGUGGCUUUUGCAAAAAACUGCAAGACCGAACUUUUCCGUUUUGGGCCGGCUCCCCAACACCUUCAUCUACAGAAACGUCAAACGCUUCCCCAUGGCCGUCGAGGAGGAAGCGGAGUGUGGCGCGUCAGGGAUCCGGAUCGUGCGCUUCGACGCCUCGCUGAACUUCAGCAACAGUGACUUCUUCGAGGCCCGCGUGCUGCAGAGUCUGCUGCCUUCGACGCGCUGCGUCGUCGUCGACGGCUCCUCCAUCAACGACUUGGACGUCACGGCCAUUCGCAUGCUGGAGCGGCUGCUGCGGGCGCUGGCGAGCCGGCAAGUGCUGCUGCUCUUCGCCAACUGGAAGGGCCCCAUGCGGGACUUCCUGCAGAAAGCUGCUUUCUACCAAGUGCUGCCUCCCGAGCGCUGCUUCCUCUCCAUCCCGGACGCCGUCUUCUGGGCCACGCGCCGCCUCCGCAGCGCCAACGAGCCUUCCAAGAACCGCACGGGGACCUCGGAGGGCCCCGGGGGGGCCCCCUGGGGCAGCUCGCCUUCGCAGCUGUCGAGUUUGGCGGAAAAAACAAAAGUGAAAAAUUUGAGUCCAAAAGAAUUCAAGUUGGCGAGUCCCCAGGCCCUCCAGCUGGACGUACACCCCAGCACUCCCGAGAAAAUCAAAAACGGACUCCGACGCUCCUUCUUGCCCUUCUUCGGAGCCACGGGCACCUGCCUGAAGGGUGGCCAGAAGUCUCAGAGCGAAAUGGUUUUCGACAUUUCCGAAAGACGCAAAAGUGGACAGUCCCACUUCAGGCGGCGCUCCACGCGCUCCCAGAGCCUCACCAGCCUGCAAGACCUUGACACAGGUGCAGCGGGCCAUGGGCAGUCGGUCCUGUGGGACGGCCUCAGCGCGCGGACGAUGGAUGGUCUGCGAGUGGUCACGGAGAUAACGGGCAGUGGUCAGGCGGUGCGGUGGAUGGUCUGUGCGACUGCGGACGAAGAAGCUGCUGCUGCUGCUGCUGCUGCUGCUGCUGCUGCUGCUGCUGCUGCUGCUGCGGGCGCGGGUGCGGGGGAGGCUUCGGGCGGCGCUGCUGCUGCAGCGGGCGAUGGAGAUCAGGAAGCAGUUCCGGGAGAAGAAGAAGCUGCUGCCAGCAACGAGGGCCUGCAGACGGUGGCGACGCAGCAGCAGAGCCAGUCCUUCCACAGCGGCUGCAGCUGCAGCAGCAGCAGCAACUGCAGCAGCGACUUAGUGAAUUAG